This is a messenger RNA of Exaiptasia diaphana, 2139 nucleotides long. RefSeq names its product mycothiol acetyltransferase. The record is from RefSeq and is a predicted model, not a curated record. The transcript has 4 exons. Lineage: Eukaryota; Metazoa; Cnidaria; Anthozoa; Actiniaria; Aiptasiidae. The coding region runs from base 187 to 696 and encodes 169 amino acids. Gene Ontology annotation, molecular function: acyltransferase activity, transferring groups other than amino-acyl groups.
GUUUUGGAGUAGGGAAAAUCAAGAUGUUUCUCUUGAAGUUACAAAUAUGUCUUUCAUUUUUGAGAAAAUAGCUCAUAAUAGACCUAGAAUUAUCAGUAUUGAUAUCUUAUUAACACAUAUUUUAGUCUUUAAAUCAAACUUGUGACAUUAGAAUAGUGGUUUGGUUGUUUAUAGUUACAAAAUAUUAUGGCGUUAAACAAAUUUGACAUCGGCAAGGACAUCAUAUGGUUGGAAAUGGAUAAUUUACAAUCAAGAACUAUAAUGGAACCGAAAUUUCCCGAGGGYUACAGCUUGUAUACGUGGCAGGAUGGUUGUGAAGAUGUGUGGUUUAAUAUUGUUAAGCAUUCUUUUGGGGAAAGUUUUUUGGAAGGCAGGAACAUAGAAACAUUUCAAGAUAGUUAUUUUAGCAAAUCACAAUUCAAAAAAGAUGGUUUCUUUCUUGUUAAACACAAAGACACAUACAUAGCCACGGCUUUUGCAUGGCAAGAUAAAGAAAUAUCAACAGUUGGUAGACUUCACUGGCUUGCAGUUUUACCACAACAUAGAGGUAAAGGCAUUGCAAAGGCUUUGUGUCUCUGUGUUAUCAAGUUUUUCCAGGAACAAGGGAAGACAAGUAUGGUAAUUAAAACAGAAAUUUAUCGUGAAAAGGCAAUAAAACUUUAUGAAAGACUUGGGUUUACAAAAGUUACAGUUUAGUUGUAAAAGGAAGUACUGUUUAGAAAAAUUCCUAUGCAACUUGGCAUUGUAGAUACAACUAUAACCAUGUUUGCAGCAAAGUCAAUGACAAACGAGCAAUUUACUACAUAUUUCUCUCAGCAGUUCUGUUAUUUCUCACGUUUUUUUAUAAUACUAGCUUAUUAAAUGCUAGUUUAAAUCUUUUAUGUACUAAACUAUUUGUAAUACAGACUUUGUAAAUGCAAGUAGCAUCAAUGUUCUUUUCAUUUUAUACUAAUUAUCAAACAAAUCAAGCAAAUUAUAAAACAAAUUAUAUUAAAAAAAUUAUAUCAAACAAAUUAUAUUAUUAAACAAAUUAUAUUAAAACAAAUUAUAUUAUUUUGUCAGUCAAUAUAUGGCUAUAACUAUAAUGAUUAAUUUUAUAUAUAAAAAGCAUAUGAAUAAGCACUCUAUAGCUUUACUAUUUUGUUAUAACAUUUUGCCUGCAAUGUUAGGGUCAGUGGCAUAAUAGAGGUUUACAAUAGAAAAAUAAAGAUUCCAAGAAUUGCCAAGACCUUAGCAUUCAUUGAUACUCUUGUAGUAGAGGUGUUUUCUGGGAAUUUUAUUUUGUUAGGCUUUGUUGCAGUCUCGAUAAUUGCUGAUGUUUCUGUGAAUUAAGCAAAGUUUUGUUUUAGUAAAAAUUAUUAUUUUCUGUUUUGCUUAUUUUUUUCCUUCGUAAUUUUCCUUAUGGAAUAACAUUAUCUUUACUAAAAAUAAAUGAAUCCUCUGCGUUUACUAGUGAUAUUUUUAAUAUCGAGCUUUUCGGCCUCAGCGGCCAUUAUCAAGGUAGAGUACACGUAAGAUUUUAACCAAAGCAAAAAACGGAAAGUGUGCGAGGAAACACAGCAAUACAGCGCGAGCUAAUUACAAUAGAUAAAAUGUAAAAUGAAAUGGAAUGAAAUGAAAUGGAGUGAAAAGAAAAGAAAUGAUAGACUAUGACAGUGAAGCAAUUAGAUAUAUAUGUAACAAAAAACCUAAAUGAACUUAAAUAAUGGUUUGAAGCUCGGUAUUAAAAAUAUCACUAGUAAACACAGAGGAUUCAUAUAUUUUUAGUAAUUAUGCCUGCGUACAAAGAAAUUCUAAACAUUAUCUUUAGUCAUUAAAUAUAAAGAAUAUUGCCAAAUUUUUGAUGGACAAGAAUCAUGACAAAAUGAACGGCAGCAAAGGAGACGAGUCAAGUAUGUCAAAGCUUUGAGUCAUGUUAACUGACUUUAUUUUCAUUUGCUGAUAUUUCUCUACACUGUGACUCUGUUAGAUAGUGUAAAAAAGUCAUAGUCAUUAGGAAAGCUUGUAAUUCAGUGGAAUAAGAAGAUUCAGUGUAGGGUAUGCUAUAAUACCUUUUCUGGUAGCUGAAGUACUAAUGAUGGCCUUGUCUUCAGUGAAAAUAGUUUCUGCAUUCACAGUAAUAUAAUAUAUAUACUUUGA